CGAACCACCCCCGCCGUUGCAGCUUCAUUAUCAGUCGCCGUGGUCCUCGAUUACAACCAUGGCAGCGACCGAUUCGGCUGUUCAGGACCCUCUCCUCUCGCUCCGGCGCGCCAUUGCUGCAGGUAGCCUCCCAACGCCGACGACCUCCUCCGAGCUGUCAGACCAGCAUGCGACAGACAACCUAGCCCAGGCGACACACCUGUUCUUCUCCCAGCCAUCACCCCACACAUUCCCCUUGACUGAGCCCACGCGCUUUGUCUCAAACACGACAGAAACCGCCGUCGAUCUGCGCAGUAUCUUUUUCGCGUGGCAGAAGAAGGAUGUCGCGAUUCCGGAGUACAUCGCUUCUGCACAAGAGCUGAACGAGGCGCUCAAGCAGAAGGAACCUCAGGAGGGCGGGAAGGAGGAGGUGAUUCAGAACCUUGUUUUCGUCGAGCGUCUGGACCUCAUCACUUGGUUGGAGGGUGCUUCCGAUGAGAGCGAACACAUCAAGCCGCUUGAGGGCGCCGCUGCUGCUGCCGAAGCCGCUGCCGCUGCUGCAGGUCAGGCUCAAGCAGAGGCCGCCGCCGGUGUGGCCUCCGGCGCUGCUGGAGGUAUUUCAACGGUGCCCAGCGCAGCUGCCGCAGCUCCUGGUCAAGCGGGUCGCCCGCAGAAGCAGAUUGAUCCUCGGCUGCAGGAGAUCUAUAAUGGGGAGCGCAAGACGGGUGAUCGUAACACCUUACUUCGGGGAAUCAAGCCAACUGACUUCUCCCACGUCCGAAAAAGUGCUGCUAUCUUCUUCGACCGCAGCCGUGACCGUCCAGGCCAGCCUGGCGCCAAACCCGGCGCCAAACCCUCGUCAAUGGUGCCCGCACCCUCAGCCGGCCUAUCUAUGCCAUCUCGCAAAUCAAGCUCUCGUCCCGACCCCAUCAUCCUCCUCUCACCUUCCGCCUCAUCUCUUAUCCGCAUGUCGAACAUUAAGUCUUUCCUACAAGACGGCGUCUUUGUUCCACCAGACCACCCAACCCUGAGCAUGUCUACCGAGGCCAACUUCAUGGAACUCAAGCGACCACUGCGUCUAAAGAACGACCCAUCCAAUCCUUCCGCUAAUGCCAUCGGCUCAGCCGGCGGUGGUCGCGGGCCCAAACCUACCAAGUUUAUUCUCGUUGACGGCACAACCAACUUCAAGCCAGAAUACUGGUCACGUCUCGUGGCUGUCUUUACUACCGGGCAGACCUGGCAGUUUAAGUCGUACAAAUGGUCCUCGCCACCAGAGCUUUUCAAACAUGCUACCGGCAUCUACGUUGGCUGGCGUGGCGAGGACGUCCCCUCUACGGUCAAGGGCUGGGGUCGUGGAGUAGACACCUUUGCUGUUGAGCGGUGGGAUGAGAAGGGCGGCAUUCAUGGAGGUGGCCGUUGGCGGGAUCGCGAAGUUGUCGAGGGUAUCUGGACCGCCAUUGAGGAAGGCAUGAGAAUUCGAGGAUGGGGGUCGAAAUAGAGAAUCUUUCGAUCCCUGCUCAUGCCUCUGUUUCUCCUGGAAAUCACCCGUGUUUUAUUACCUUGGUCAUGCGCAUUCCCCUUCCUCUUUUCCCGCUUCGCGCCUUCCUUUGUCAUUUUCAACACCUUCCACCUGACCCAAGAAAUUAAGCUUGAUGAUAUGUGCAUGCAGGGUCCACGUGGGUUCCGGCGUUUCAAUUGGGGGGUUUAAAUCUACAUUACACUGGGUACAUUUACCUGUUUGUUUACAGCUAUGUGAUAAUCGCAUACAAAAACGACUUGAAAUCAACUAUUCUGGGAUAUACCUGAUGAAAACCAUAAUACUAUUUCCCAGACAUCAACUUCUGUUGAUUUAGAUGGACCGAGCAUGAAAGUGCAAGCGUGCUCAACGUCUAGCUCCUAUGGUUUCAGACCCCGGUUGACACUAAUGAACCCAAGGUUCCAGGCAUUGGCCUGUUCCUUUUGAUGAUAGAGCCUUUAAAACUUGAUAUCAAGGUUAAUCAAUAUUAAUAUAUUCAAGGGAGAUUGAGUAGCUUUGAUUGUCAAAGUGGCCAGGUCGCUCUGCCGAUUUCUAGCCUGCAUUCGAAGCCAGCAACAAAAGAAAAUUUGGAAGAACGAUGCAUCAAUAUAAAGGGAA
Molecule: messenger RNA, 2113 nt
Organism: Penicillium brasilianum
Lineage: Eukaryota; Fungi; Ascomycota; Eurotiomycetes; Eurotiales; Aspergillaceae
Source: the annotation of a GenBank genome assembly